AUAUACAGUUGUCAUUUUUUCUGUGCCAGGUGAACACCGGUAACGGAAUUGUUUAAAUGAGUUCUUAUAGCCUACUGCGUACAUAGAAACUGGGUUUCUUACACUGAUUUUACGAUUCAGACGAAGCUAUUGGAGCUGGUCGUUUACACACAAAAGCGUUGCUGGAACACCCCCGAACGUCCUGACUAUACUGUCGUAAUGGGACAGCUUGGUUUACAGUGAAAAAUUCAAGGCCGGUUCGAGCUUGAGCGGCUAGAUCGACUCGCAUACGAGCCGCCGUUUUUAGGUGAACGAGUGUUGCGAGGCUGGCGGAGGUGCGCAAAUGCCCUGUGUGUUCAGUGGUCGGUUUUGGGUGAGGUCUGCCGAAAAUUGAACACGGAGGAAGCGAGAGGACGAAAGCAGCGCAGAAGUAGGCGAACCCCCAGUUCCUGCGUUGUAUGCUUAAAUCUGUAUCUUCAUGGGAAAAGUGUGGAAACAACAAAUGUACCAGUACUCUUACUACUACCCACAGUACCUGCGACCUACGCAGCCUGUUGCUCCCUCCUCGCACCCCAUGGCCCCGCCCAGUCCCAGCACCAACAGCAGCACCAACAACAGCAGCAGCAGCAGCAGCAGCACCGCCGGCUGGGAGCAGCUCAGCAAGACCAACCUGUACAUCCGGGGCCUGCCCCCGGCCACCACCGACCACGACCUGGUCAAGCUCUGUCAGCCGUACGGCAAAAUUGUAUCGACAAAAGCUAUUCUGGAUAAGACAACAAACAAAUGCAAAGGUUAUGGCUUUGUGGACUUCGACAGCCCGGCGGCCGCGCAGAAAGCAGUCACAGCUCUGAAGACCAGCGGGGUACAAGCCCAGAUGGCUAAGCAACAGGAGCAGGACCCUACGAACCUGUACAUCUCCAACCUGCCCCUGUCUAUGGACGAGCAGGAGCUGGAGAACAUGCUGAAGCCGUUCGGCCAGGUGGUGUCCACCAGGAUCCUGCGGGACGCCAACGGGGCCAGCAGGGGUGUGGGUUUCGCCAGGAUGGAAUCAACAGAGAAGUGUGAUGCAGUGAUCUCUCACUUCAAUGGGAAGUUUAUUAAGACACCACCCGGAGUUCAGGCUCCCACAGAGCCCCUGCUGUGCAAGUUCGCCGAUGGCGGGCAGAAGAAGCGGCAGAACCAGAGCAAAUACAUGCCGAACGGGCGGGCGUGGUCGCGGGACGGCGAGGUGAGACUCGCUGGGAUGACCCUCACGUAUGACCCCACCACAGCAGCUAUGCAAAACGGAUUUUACCCCUCACCAUACAGUAUUGCGAACCGGAUGAUCGCUCAGACCUCCAUGUCUCCAUACAUCUCGCCUGUUUCCACGUAUCAGGUACAGAAUCCCUCCUGGAUGACACACCAGCCAUACAUCAUGCAGCACCCGGGAGCAGUGCUGUCGCCCUCUAUGGACCACACCAUGUCACUGCAGCCCGCAUCCAUGAUGAACCCCCUGACGCAGCAAAUGAGUCACCUCUCCCUGGGCAGCACAGGAGCGUUCAUGCCCGCUAACACUGCUAUGCAAGGAGCCUAUAUUCCCCAGUACGCUCACAUGCAGACCGCAGCCGUUCAAGUGGAGGAGAGCAGUGGGCAGCAGCCGGUGGAAUCAUCUAACGAUCAUUCUACAUACACUUACCAACCAACCAAGUAACAAAGAGGUGCGUGAGUCCGGGUGAAAGGAGUGAUGUGACAGCAGAAACAAUCAUGGCUUCCUCUGAUGGAUUGCGCUUUACAGAUUUAUCAACAUUUUGCACAGGUUCUACAACAAUUUCCUUUUGUUUAUAAUAAAAAAAAAUCAACUGAAGGUAUUUUGGUGUAAGUUCCAUGAGGUGCAGACGGAAAAGCUUAAAUGUCAUCAAAAGAUGAUAACCCUCUAAGAAAGAAAAAAAAUAUUUUAAUAAAGAACAUUUUAUUUUUUACCAAGGAUUGUCACAUGGACACAUGAACUCUGAGUGACAUGAUGCUUAAGGUGCAUGAUCGUAAAGAUGUCUUUUGUUCAUAUUUUUAAUGAUUUUAAUGCUUUUUUUGUUUUGUACUGAAAUUGUUUUUUUUCUGAAAUUUAUUAGCCAGGCAUCUUGAAAAUGAUGUUUUGUGCUUGCUGUGUGAGUGUUGCUAUGGUGAAGUGUUACAGUGUUUUGUCUUUUUGGUCUAGGUUGAUCUGUCUGUCUUUAUCAUACAGUUUGCCUUAAAUUUGUUCUUACAGUAGCUGUAUUGGCAACUUCUGAGACUAGAUGGAAAUGUUGCAAACAAAUGCCUUGUAAAUCAGCUAGAUAGGGCUUUUAGGAUAUAGCUAAUUACAUUCGCUGUGUUUAGGUGUUUGAUUCCUUCCCUCUGAUCUCUGAUGAAUUCUAAUCAUAGUAGGACUUUAGAAUAGACGACAUGUUUUGAGUGCAACAGAUUUCUGAAUCUGAUCAGUUUUAAUAGGAUGUAAUGUUUGAUUAAUCAGAGGGCCUCAGACGCCUCUGGUUGUUUGAAUGUGGUAGAAAUUCUGCUGAAUGAUCACACUUUAAAUCUUUGCCUUUUUUAAAAAAAAUUUUGAUGUAGUUUUAGCUGGAGAAAAACUUA
Megalops cyprinoides (Indo-Pacific tarpon) is the source of this 2583-nucleotide messenger RNA. RefSeq names its product RNA-binding motif, single-stranded-interacting protein 1-like. The transcript is spliced from 14 exons. Lineage: Eukaryota; Metazoa; Chordata; Actinopteri; Elopiformes; Megalopidae. Gene Ontology annotation, cellular component: cytosol; nucleus; ribonucleoprotein complex. The record is from RefSeq and is a predicted model, not a curated record. Gene Ontology annotation, molecular function: poly(A) binding; poly(U) RNA binding; mRNA 3'-UTR binding. The coding region runs from base 458 to 1669 and encodes 403 amino acids.